AUGAAUACUAUAAAAAAUAAUGAUAGUUCCUUCUAUAGUGUUGUCUAUCAAGAUACGUAUGAUCCUUAACCAUUAUCUUCUGAGAUACCAUCAUCUGAAAAUGAAGUCCCAUUUAAACAACUAAGGUUAGCAUUGUUGUUAUCAAUUAGUGGUGAUGAGGCGAUAGAGAAAAGCUUCAUGGAAUCUAAUUGUUAAUCUUCUAUCUGGGCGAAAAGAGGAUCCAAAGCAUCAUUUUUAUUGACGAGUAUCACUAUUAUGAAGAGCAUGGUUGGAGUUGGAAUUUUAGGAAUUGUACCCAAAUGUGAUGAAAAAUUUUGGUGUAAUAUUGACAAUAGUUAUAAUGAUUGCUGUUUAUUCCUUAGGCAUGACGACAUCAAGAGUUCUACUUAAAUGCAAGAAUUUAAGCAAGAAAAGUAAUUAUUCAACAAUUGGAUAUUUUAUAUUUCGUCAUAGUUGGAUUAUUUACACAGUUAAUACUGUAAUUACAUUAUCCAAUAUAACAACAUGUCUUAGCGAAUUGAUGUAAGAACCAAUAUCCAAUAUCAUAGUAUUUUCGGAGAUGCCUCCCAAUUGUUGAUUAAGUUUUAUAAGGGGUAGGAUUACGAGGUUCCAUUUUAUUUAUCAAGAACAUUUCUACUAUGUAUUCUUGGAGUAGUUCUUUCACCUCUUUUGAUUGUAAAAUCUAUAGAAAAAUUAAGAUUUGUCAGUUUAACAGCCAUUCUUUCUAUAAGCACUUUCACUGUAUUAGCAUUUUACAACUUCUUUGGAAAGGAUAAAAUACCUGAUGGUUUUUCGUUGUUGCUUCCAUCAACUUUCAAUUUCAAAAAUGCCAUGUCUGCACUCCCUACUUUGCUAUUGGCCUACAAUUGGCAAUUUAAUCUAUUUCCCAUUUUUAAAGGAAUGGAAAAUCCUACAGAUACCAAGAUGAAGUAUGCAAUGUUCACCGGAUAUUCAAUGGCUUCCUUUUUAUAUUUAUGUGUGGGGAUAUUAGGUUAUGCUACAUAUGGAAAUGAUAUCUAAACUAAUUAUUUAAAGAGCAUUAAAUCUGAGGAGGUCGGAUCAAUAUUGUAUGUAAUUUUGAAUAUCACCUUUGUUGUGUCGACCACAUUGACUUUGCCUGUAUUAUUCUUUGGCGGUAGGAACAAUUUCAUUUAAAUCUACAAACAGUUGACUUCAGAGAAAAAAACGGUUUAAGAAGUUAAGAAUUAUAAAGAGUUUUUGGAUGAGACCAAUUCUAAAAGGCAGGAGAGACUAAUAGAAAUUAAGUUGAAAAAGAGAUCACAAAAGCUUAGGUUUUAUUUGUUAACUUUGACCCUUUUCAUAUUGUUGAUGUGUGGGGCUAUAUUUCUAGAUAACCUUGCUUUGGUGUUUAAUAUCAAAGGAGCUGUGUUUUGUAAUACGAUUUAGUUUGUCUUGCCAACUAUCUUCUAUAUAAAAUUGGUAGAAAAGGUUAAGAGAUACCGAUUCAAAAACAAAUAGAAAUAAUAUUUUUAUUAUGGUAUAAAAGUCUUAUUCUGCAUGAGUUGGGUAUUUUUGGUUACUUGCGUUGUGUGUGGAACCAUGGCAGCAGGUCAUUGA
Messenger RNA from Paramecium tetraurelia, 1578 nucleotides. RefSeq lists its product as uncharacterized. Gene Ontology annotation, molecular function: amino acid transmembrane transporter activity. The record is from RefSeq and is a predicted model, not a curated record. NCBI's taxonomy places the organism in Eukaryota, Ciliophora, Oligohymenophorea, Peniculida, Parameciidae. Gene Ontology annotation, biological process: amino acid transmembrane transport. The transcript is spliced from 4 exons.